UUUUGGGAGAUUGUCAGUUUGAAUUAAGAAUUUGCAUUCGUUCUUUACCUUUUUAAAAUAAUUACUUUAAAAAAUGAUAAACACAGAAACAACGAUAAACUAAUUAGUUAAUUGCAUUUAGGCUGAUAAAAGCAUAUUUUUUUUUAUAACACCGCAAAUAUAAUAUUAUAUAUAUUUAUUAAUAAUACUUGCUAUGGAAGCGCAAAUUGAAACAAUCUCAAAAGUUCCAAAAUUUGGAAUAAGACAUGAAAUGUCCAUUUUACUUCAUACAUUUAUGCUGUUUAUGUAUAGUACAAGAGUUAUCUUGCCUUUGGCCAUUGUUGCUAUGAUUGAUUCUACUGCCUCAUCAAAUCCAGAUAUACCGACUUACGAUUGGACUAAUACAGGAGUAAUACUUUCAGCCUUUUUUUGGAGCUACGUGGCACUGCAGCCCUUCUCCGGAUAUAUUUAUCUGCGUUUUGGCUUAAAGAACGUCAUUUUUAUCACAUCCCUUAUUAACAGCGUGACGUUUUUUAUUAUUCCUUUUAUAGUCUUUCGCUGGGAUUACAAUGGUCUGAUAGUUUGCAGGGUUAUUCAAGGUAUAUGUCAUGGAUUUUACUAUCCCGGAGUGGUGGCAGCUUUUGGCCUAUGGAUACCACUCAACGAAAGGUCUUUCUUAACCAUGAUUGUCAUGGCGGGGUAUUAUGUUAGCUGCAUUAUAUCAAUGCUAAUAACUGGAUAUGUAUCAGCAAGUUGGUGGGGUUGGCCGGCUGCCUUUUAUAUUUUUGGGGUGUUUUGUAUUUUAUGGUGUGUAAUUUGGUGGAUUUUUGCAGCAGAUUCGCCAAAAAAGCACCCACGGAUUACAAAAAGUGAACGAAAGUACAUCGAGGAGUCUUUGCAGUCUGCCGAGAAAACUGAGAACAAAUCUAUUCCGUUAAAAGCCAUUUUUACUUCUGUACCUUUUUGGUCCGCUCUGAUAGCGAAUAUUGGCUAUUCUUGGGUAUUAACCAUUAGCGAAACACAAGUGCCCACGUAUUUGAAAAAUAUUUUCAAUUUUGAUAUAGCGUCGAAUGGAGCAACUGCAUCCUCACCUUAUAUAGUGCAGCUACUCGCUACAGUCUUAUUAGCACCUCUAGGCGACUUUUUAGUAUCUAGGAAUUACAUAAUGCUAAUGACUUGGAGAAGAAUAUCACAAUUUCUUGGAGCAAUAGUACCAGCUUUCGUCAUUGUUUGGCUUGCAUUCAUAAGGGCAGAGCAAACAUCCCUUGCGGUGUUUCUCCUGAAUGUUGGCCUUGGCAUGCAGUCUAUUACUUUAUUUGGCAGUUCGAUCAGUCACGUAGAUUUGACGCCCAGAUUCGCCGGUGUUGCUUUUUGCAUUGACAAUACCACAGUUCAAGUACUCUGUAUAUUUGCGCCCAUUAUGGUGCAAUAUGUUGUGACAGAUUUGACAGACUUAAUCCUUUGGAGAUCGGUAUUUUUAUCAAUGGCGGGACUAUGUAUGCUUACGUCACUGGUGUAUAUGGUUUUUGGUUCUGCUGAUAUCCAAUGGUGGAACGACGGAUCCAAGAAAAAGGAAACUGAUAACUGAUAUGAAUUUUAGUAAAAAAUUGUUUAAAAAAAA
Molecule: messenger RNA, 1600 nt
Organism: Anthonomus grandis grandis
Lineage: Eukaryota; Metazoa; Arthropoda; Insecta; Coleoptera; Curculionidae
Product: putative inorganic phosphate cotransporter
Exons: 8
Coding region: 194-1567 (457 amino acids)
Biological process (GO): transmembrane transport; monoatomic anion transport
Cellular component (GO): plasma membrane
Molecular function (GO): transmembrane transporter activity
Source: RefSeq, a predicted model, not a curated record